This is a messenger RNA of Babesia ovata, 5754 nucleotides long. RefSeq names its product cyclic nucleotide-binding domain-containing protein, putative. Bases 1 to 5754 code for a protein of 1917 amino acids. Gene Ontology annotation, molecular function: calcium ion binding. Lineage: Eukaryota; Apicomplexa; Aconoidasida; Piroplasmida; Babesiidae. The record is from RefSeq and is a predicted model, not a curated record. The transcript is spliced from 4 exons.
AUGCCUCUCGUUAGCAAGUGUGCUUGCGUUGAGAAGCUGUCGCAGCUUCACGCAACGGUACUCAGCGACCUUCAUCCUUGCAAAGAACAGGUCUACGAAGCGCGUGUGUCACAGUUACAGAGUACAAUAGACGAUUUGCAAUUAAGGAAUGCCGAUCUCUGCACACAGCUCGCCGAUAUACGCUCUACAAUAGCUGCUGACCCAUUUCUGAGUUCCAAGUUUCAAUGUGUAACCUCAACUUUGCGCGAAGAGCCUUCUCGCAUUUACGGGGUUAACUUGGAUUCCAGAUCGAGUCCCGCUGAUGUCUAUCGACAACUCUGCAUUUUAGCUGUAAGUUUUGCCGACGGAAAUGAGCGUUAUGAAUACUUUUUGCAGGAUCGCAAUCGGGAUCUCGAGGGUCGCCUGUUUACCGAGCAGGCCAUUUCUAUGUCAUGGAAGCACAAAAUAAACAGCCUAGAGCAGCGUCUGAAGGAUCAACUAGACGACUUAGUAGAGAUCACGAGGGACGCACAGUGUAUUAAAGAUGUUGAUUGUGCGGGAAAACGUUCAGAUCGGCGCGAAGCUCUCACGAAGGAGGCGCUCGAGCUGCUCAAGCUCGCCCGUUUGCGCAUAGACGGAGAUCGUACCCGCAUGGAGAUUUUCCGUAAUCGCAUUGCGGAGCUAGAGAGAGAACUGCUAGAACAUAGGCUCAAGACCUCGGAUGCCGCAAGCCAACUGGAUCGCUCUUCAACUGCCGCGGGCAUAUCGCAACUUCAACCGGAUAUAACAGGAGGAAGACCGGCGUCGACAUACCCACUCCAGCAUACGGCACAACUUGACAGCUGUGCCGUAUCUGGAACAAGCACGUUAAUGCGCGAACUUGAAAUGUCCAAGGGAUCACUGAGGCACAAUUCGUGGAAUAAUGUCGAUGAUGGUGGAUGCAAAGGGGCACCAUCGAAAUCCGAGGCAGCAGCCCAUUCUGCUUCGGAAGACGGCAACCGUAGAAAGCUUAUUAGACUUUACAGCGAUAUUUUGACACUCAUAAGGACUAAUAAUGCACAGGCCAUGCCUCCAGUGUCACAGACGAGAGCUACGCCCAGGACGGGAGCAUCGGUACAUCGCAAUAGCGAACGAAGGGCUGUGCAAACAUCGGCCAGCAAAUCUCCUAGACCCUCAUAUGCGGUAUCGGAAGACCGUAUAGAUGAAGCAGUCUCAAAAAAUAUUGACGAUCAUAUUGCCCCUAGCGAACGUCUUGUUCGUAUCCCCAGCAUGUCUAUGGUGAAGAGCGAAGAUAAUGCACCCAGCAUCUUUAGGUCGCAAUCGCCUGUAGCGUCUAACAAAGAUGUAUGUGUAUCUUCCCCUAAAGGAUGUCUCCUCUCGGCCUCAAAGUCAUUGCCAAGGAAUGAAAGUGGAACUUCCGAUCCUCUCGAUGGUCCAUGCCAGGCUGAUACCUCUCUGAUCUCGUCAGAUUCGGCGACCGAGAUUCAGAGUGCUAGACUCACAGAUACUAACUUACAGAUUGGCGACUCGCCCUCCAGUGAUGGCACGGUUUUGCUGUCCUCCAGCUCGCUGGAUAACGAGUCGGUUUCGAGCGACACUUGUGAUGGUUCACAACAUGACGGCUCAGCUCAUGACGAUGGGCAUGUGGUUCUCGACCUCACCAACGACGAACCCAAUCAAAUUGUCAACACUCAAGACGCUGUUUCUGAGGGUUUGGCUUCGUCCGCCGACAGUUUGAGCAGCAGUGACACUUCAAUGUCAAAACCACGUGAUUAUGCAGGGGUCAAAUUAAGUCAUGUAGAUGCCCGAUCAUCAUCGGUCGAACACAUAGCUGACAAGUCUGACGAUUCUUCUUCAGCUUUUGAAGUCACGACCAAAAUGCUCACCAUGACCUCUGAGGCAGUUAACGGAACCGCGAGCGUGGAUGGCACUCCUGAGAGUUCAAUUCCGCCAUCACUGCAUGAUAACACGAACACCGCGGAUUCUGCAAUGGUGGUAGAAUAUGAUAGCCCGCAAGUGUCACAGUCGGCUUCGUCGUCGUCUCGAGGAAAGGGGUCGCCAGACGUAUCGUCGCAAGUCUUGAAGAACAAUGAGAGCAAAUCUAUAGUGUUCGAUGGUAUAGAUACGCCUAUAAAUGAACUCCCGAGUUAUGAAUUCGACACUCCACGUGGAAAUUCUACAGCGGAUCAAUCCAUGCGAAGAGUCGACACCCUUGCCAUAAACACAUCAAGCUCGUUCGUGAGCGCACAGAAACGUGAGAUGUUGGAUGCCUUGCUUCUUUUACUUCAAGGCGUGCCGGUGUUAAACGAUCUACCCGAAGAACGGUUACGAGGCCUGCUACCAUAUUUCAAGCUCCAGUCUUACUCUCCUCGUGCUGCAAUUAUCCUUGCUGGUGAGCAACCGCGUUAUUUUUACAUCCUCGCGUCGGGUUUGGUGUCUGCGUAUUCAUAUGAAAGUUUCGACAAGCCUAAUCGCCUGCUGCGCCGAUAUUUGAGCGCGGACUAUUUCGGGGAGCUCUCCUUAAUAAACAAUCGAGCGUGUACUUCCUACAUCAUAGCUGAGGGCCACGUCACCGUUCACGCCAUGUGGGGCCAGGAUUUUGUUGAGCAAUUGUCGGAUUUGUUUCCCAAGUUCAUGGAACGUGCCAUGGCGGAAUAUGACAAGCCCAACUGGCGCUCAACGGUUUCUCCUGGUCCACGUAUGGACCGAAAGGCUAUUGAGGAUUUGUCCGACAUAAAAACAUUCAUAAGCAAGGUACCGAUAAUAUCAACGGCCCCUAAUAUGGAUUCAUUCAUCAGAUCGUUUUUGUAUAAGAAGUUUAGAGCCAAGGAGGUGAUUGUUACUGCAAUUGCCUCGCUGCGCGACUUUUACGUUGUCUACCGCGGCAGUGUAGCUAUUCAGUUGAAAGAUUCUCAGAAUGAGGAAGUACGCGACUUCGCGGUGCUAGACCCUAUGUCGUUUGUUGGCGGUGUAUCUCUCACCGACCCACACGUGUCACAGCUGUUGGGUCCGGCAUCCCUCGUAGCAACAAGCGACGCAAUUUUAUUGGUUAUGGAGACCGAUAAAUUCAGCAGGCAGCCUGACAGCUGGAAAACUCACGUGCGUACGUACCUGGAGCAAUUUUUCGUCGACAAGAUGGUUGAACGCAAGUUGAUGCAGGGCGUGGAAAAAUUGUCUGCACUACCCAGGGAAGUCACACACUCUGAGUCGUUGUCGAAUGCGGUGCUUAGUUCUGAUAGCGGAUGUUUCAGUGACGAGUUGAACGGGCAAAGCAGCAUAACGUCGGAUCGCUCCCCGCAGUCGCCCCAUGCAAUGGGUGACAAAUCGCGAGGCCAAAUGUCUUCACCUGCAGUUUCAACGGUUAAGGAGGACGACGAUGAUAGUGAUUUAAUGGAUUCGGUGUUGCCUUCGCCCAAAUCGUCUGCGACAUCUGAUGACCUUCUGUCGGUUUCAAGUCAGAGCCUGGAUGACACAUCCGCUAUCGUGCGAACAGGUUCUUACAAGUUGCUGAGUAUACCACAGUCGCCAGUCAACGAAUUAGACAGUGGUGCCGCGCUGGGGACAACCACCGUUCUGAUCAACAGUGGGGAGAAGAAAGUUCCCAACUCCACUGCAGAUAAUCGCCCUGCUGGCGAUGAAAGUGGCAUAUCGCCACCUGUUAAGGACAUAAGCCGAGAUAUGGACCAAAUUUCGAUCACUGAUGACAAUCGCCAUAGUCUAAUAUGCGAAUCUGAUACGUUACAAGAAAGCGAUCGCAGUGAGUCCCUUGCGUCCGACUGCAUAGGGUCGGACCGCAAUGUUGUUGAUGAUAUGCACAAUGACAACGGGGAUGAUUCCGCCGAGAUAGAUGAUGUAAAAAACGAAGCACCGCAUAGUUUCACUCGCAGAGUGAGGCGUGCCCCAACGGGUAUAUUCAGAAAUGAUCGAAAAGAUUUCCGCAACACCUUGAGCAGCGGUCGAAAGGGCACCAUAGGGUCCACUACUGACUUAUCUGCGACAGCGACCAGUGUAGUGGAUGACACUGAGUUACGUGAGUCCUCCAUAGAAAGCGUGAUCGACGAAACUGACGGGUUGUCUGAUACUUCACUAGAUUCUGACGUAUCUGAUAUGUUUUCAAAUUCGUUUUCAGAUGACAGCAGCGUCACACCGAAAACAUACGACGAAGAUACGCUAAAGGCGUCAAAGGACCUUUUAAUUGCCACGCUGAAGUGCAAGUGUACCUCUUUGGGCGCUGCCUUCAAUUUCAUGGAUGCGGACAACUGUGGCGUCGUUUUCCGGCCGCGCUUCUACGAUGCUAUUGAGGAAUUGGGCAUCGCGUCGAUUGAACCUUCCGAGUUGCCCUAUUUGUUCGACAUGCUGAGGGAGAAUGACCGUGAGGUCAUGACAGUGGCAUCACUGUACCGCGACAGUGGGGAGCGCGUUAACACCGCCCAGGAAUUCUGCCUCCGUUUACAGCAUGUCCAUGGGAGUUCUCGCGUUGCCUUUGAAAAGCAUUUUGGCCCGCUGAAAAUGAGCUCGACUUGCGCCGAAGCUGACUUCCUGAUUUUGGCAAUGAACGUGGGAGUGGAGGAGGAGGAUGCACGAAAAAUCUUCAAGGAGUUGGACAUAUGUGGGAACAGUUACGUUACAAUACUAACCAUGCUGAAGCUGAUGCGGGGGGAUUGGACCUUGGACGUCGCGCUAGAGAAGGAGCAAGCAGCUGUCUCCAGCUUUAACCAAAUUGUUGGCUACUGGCAGAAUGAUGAUUACGAGUCGUUUCGGAAAGAAUUUUCCAACCCUUACAUAUGUGUAUUCGAUAUUCUCGAAUACGGGGUCGACGUGUCGCAGGUGGAUUGUGGUUGGGAGGAAUUUACAUCGCUGGCAAACGACUCAUCCAAAUCGCAUUAUGUGGACACUCUCAUUAUCCCCACUUUGGAAUCCCACUCCUCUUUCAGGCAGCUUUCUCCGAUCCAACGUAGGUUCGUCGCAUCUCUGUUCGUCGAAUCUCGAAAGAAUAAGGGCAAUGUGAUAAUCUCUCAGGGCGAUGUCGAUUUCCUCUUGUACAUUGUCCUGUCGGGUCAGGUUCAGUCCACAUACACAACGUACCUCUACACCGAAUCUGCAUCAACAGACGUGGUUGUUGGCAGCUUCUUGGAAUUCGAUUGCUUCAUGGCGGGCCAACCAUCGGCCUGCACAUACAAAGUUGGAUCUGUUGGCCCUGCAGUCCUGGCGUCUAUUGAGAAAGCGAUGUUCAAAGAGGCCGUACAGCCCAUAAUAGAAGUGCGGUCAAAGAGGGUGCCCGUCAUUUCCACGUUUCUAAGUAAGGUACCGUGCCUUGAGGGACUAGACCCGGAGGUCAUUGAACGCAUUGCCUGCGCCAGCGUUGUACGCAAAAAGAAAAUUCACGAAACGAUAAUUCGUGAAGGCGACCCACCAGAAUGGAUGUACGUCGUAUUUGAUGGAUCAGUGGACGUAAAGGUCUCUAGUGCUGCGAACCAAAUCGCUGAAUCUGUCUCGUCCACAGGCCUUAUUGGUGCCGAGGAGGUGGCAUGCUCCCUGCCAAGCUACAUGAGCAGUGCUCUAGCUAAUUCCUCAACGGUGUUACUCAUCGGCUGGCUGGCGUCGUCUUUUGCGACGGCAUUCGGCGACGCUGCAGGGUGCAUCCGCGAAGCCUCCCGCGAGGCAUCUCUGGUGCGCUCCAACACUCUGAAAAUGUUCGAUCAGCGAUCGCAGAGGCUACCCUUAAAGUCCACAAAAACAGUAUCGUUUUCUAUCAACAGGGCUAGCAACGCAUAA